GGCCCGGUCGUCGCAAUGACCUUCAACUUCAUGGUGGCUGUUGGGAUCAUUCUGGCAAACAAAUUGGUAAUGGGAAGAGUUGGAUUCAAUUUCCCAAUCUUUCUCACCCUAAUCCAUUACACAACAGCUUGGAUUCUACUUGCAAUAUUCAAGGCACUCGCGAUUCUUCCCGUUUCCCCGCCUUCGAAAGCUACUCCUUCCUCUUCUCUCUUCUCCUUGGGAGCUGUCAUGGCUUUUGCCUCUGGUCUUGCCAAUACCAGCCUAAAACACAACAGUGUGGGGUUCUACCAAAUGGCAAAAAUUGCUGUCACUCCAACCAUUGUUUUCGCCGAGUUCAUUCUCUUCAAGAAAACAAUUCCUUUCAAAAAGGUUUUGUCUUUGGUUGUUGUUUCAGCAGGUGUGGCAAUUGCAACUGUCACAGACUUAGAGUUCAAUCUAUUUGGCGCCAUAAUCGCCAUUGCGUGGAUAAUCCCGAGCGGGGUUAACAAAAUCCUAUGGUCUAAUCUCCAACAGAGUGACAAUUGGACUGCUCUUGCGUUGAUGUGGAAGACAACCCCAAUUACCAUUUUCUUCUUGGUAGCUUUGAUGCCAUGGUUGGACCCUCCAGGAAUACUUUCCUUCAAGUGGGAUAUCCACAACUCAACUGUCAUUCUCAUAUCCGCUCUCCUCGGUUUUCUCCUCCAAUGGUCUGGAGCUUUAGCACUAGGGUAA
This is a messenger RNA of Morus notabilis, 711 nucleotides long. RefSeq lists its product as uncharacterized. The record is from RefSeq and is a predicted model, not a curated record. The transcript has 5 exons. The coding region runs from base 16 to 711 and encodes 231 amino acids. Lineage: Eukaryota; Viridiplantae; Streptophyta; Magnoliopsida; Rosales; Moraceae. Gene Ontology annotation, cellular component: Golgi apparatus. Gene Ontology annotation, molecular function: antiporter activity; UDP-xylose transmembrane transporter activity.